Molecule: messenger RNA, 2177 nt
Organism: Solea senegalensis (Senegalese sole)
Lineage: Eukaryota; Metazoa; Chordata; Actinopteri; Pleuronectiformes; Soleidae
Product: flavin-containing monooxygenase 5-like
Exons: 11
Coding region: 156-1841 (561 amino acids)
Molecular function (GO): N,N-dimethylaniline monooxygenase activity; NADP binding; flavin adenine dinucleotide binding
Source: RefSeq, a predicted model, not a curated record
ACAUGUAAUACCUGCGCCCAACAGGGGUCGAAGUCCAUCUUCCUGGUUCUGUGUAACUGACGAGGUGUUAAUCAACAGCUCAGUGCAUGUGUGAGUGAAACAUCUGAUCACAGCCUGGACUUACUGUGAGUCUGGUGGAGAAGAAGAGCUCGGUAAUGGUGCGUCGUGUGGCAGUGGUUGGAGGCGGCAGCUCAGGUCUGGCCUGUGUCAAGACGUGUCUCGAUGAAGGUCUGGAGCCGGUCUGCUUUGAAAGCAGUGAUGACAUUGGUGGCCUGUGGAGGUUUAAGGAGUCACUUGAGCCGGAGCGAUCCAGCAUCUAUCGCUCCCUAGUGGUCAACACCUCGAAGGAGAUGAUGUGUUUCAGUGACUUUCCCAUGCCAGCUGAUUAUCCAAACUACAUGCACCACUCUCAGCUGCUGCAGUACUACAGGCUCUAUGCUGAGCACUUCCACCUGCUCAGAUACAUCAACUUCCAGACAACAGUGAGGACACUUACGCAAAGACCAGACUUCUCUGUGAGUGGUCAGUGGGACGUGGUGACCAUAAACAAGGACGGGGAGGAAGAGAGACACGUCUUUGAUGCAGUUCUGGUGUGUUCCGGUCAAUACACUCGUCCGUCCUUACCCCUGUCUGAUCUCCCAGGUCAUGAGACGUUCUCUGGCAGGUGUUUUCACAGCUGGGAAUAUAAAGACGCUGAUGCCUACAGAGGAAAGAAGGUGGUGGUGGUUGGCAUCGGCAAUUCUGGAGCAGAUAUUGCAGUCGAGAUCAGUAGAUCUGCGACAAAGACAUUUCUCAGCACACGAAAGGGAACCUGGGUGAUGGGCAGGAUGUCUACCAACGGUCUCCCUCUGGACAUGACUGUCCUCACCAGGUUCAACCUCAUCCUCUCACAGCUUCUCCCCUUCUCUGUGGUUAACUGGGCUGCAGAAAGACAUCUGAGGCACAGAUGUGACCACCAACUGUACGGCCUGAAGCCCGCGCACAGACUUCUGCAGCGAAAGCCUUUGAUCAAUGACGAUCUUCCCGGACGAAUCCUCCAGGGGGCGCUAAUCAUGAGGGCCAACCUGAAAGGCUUUUUGGAAUCGGGGGUUAUAUUUGAAGACGACACCGUGGAGGAGGACAUCGACGCUGUGAUCUUCUGCACUGGUUAUAAAAUAAACUUCUCCUUCCUGCCUCCAUCUUUGUACGAGGAGACUCACGGAGAGUUGACGCUGUACAAGAGAGUGUUUCCACCUUCUCUGCAACACCCGACACUCGCCAUCAUGGGACUUUUCCAGACUAAAGGACCAAUCAUGCCUGUGGUGGAGAUGCAGGCACGGUGGGCUGUUAGGGUCUUCUCAGGUUUGAAUCGUCUUCCGUCUCCGGAGAAAAUGCUGGAAGUGAUUGAGUCAGAGAGAAAGAGAAACAUGGAAAGCUACACCUGCCCACGUCAGGCUGCUCUCCAGGUCGACUACAUCUCAUACCUGGACUUCAUGGCCAAAGAGGUCGGAGUUCGACCAAACCUGUUGCUGCUGUCGGUGACAGACCCUGUGCUCUGGCUGAAGCUGCUCUUCGGUCCCUGCACUCCAUAUCAGUAUCGUCUCUCUGGACCGGGACGAUGGGGCGGGGCCCGGCACGCUGUCCUCACUCAGUGGAAGCGGGUUGUUCAGCCCUUCAAAACCAGACCAGCACCCGAACCAGAACCCGGUCCAUCUGUCCUUCUCUCCGUUUGUCUGCUCAGCAUUGGAGCGAGUGUGCUAACGGCUCUGAUUCUGUCGAAAGACAAACUCAGUCCAGUUCUGCAGAGAACAGCUCGAUACUGUGAGGAACAACUUGUUUCCUGGACAAAUCAAACACUUUAGGACUUUAGGAACCUGAACCUGAACCUGAACCUGAAGGCCAGUGACGUCUCUUAAAUGUGUGGUUGUGAAAUGAAACUUCAUAGAUCUUUAAAAACAUGUACCAAUUUCAUAUUCAAAUUAAAAGAGUAAACUUUAAGACAGUGCAUUACUCUCUCUCUAUAUAUAUAUGUGUGUAUCAUAUAUGUGUGUGUCAUACCAGUCACCACUCGCAGUGAGACUGGCCUAAUUUAAAUUAUAUACAUUACAUGCGUGACUGUUAAAGCAGAACUUUGUAACUUUUCUCUGCUUAUUUGUUCUACCGUGAGCGUCUAAAAUAACACUAUCAUUGUGAUCUAA